UGUUGGGAUAUUUUCAACAUGGCGCCGGACUGUGGCUGGAGUUCCUCCGCCGCAGCUGAACGUUGACGAGGAUUAAACUCAGCUCAGUCCGGCGGUGACGUUCGGUCAACGGGGCGGGAGGACAGGGUCACGUCGGUGAAUUUACACCGGGGAUGUGCGUGUGUGACCCGGGCAGCGUCAGCUAACGCUGAACACUAAAAUGGUCGCAGCCCCUUCCUCCAACAACAACGGAGCUCCACCGACCUGGAGCUCGGCUUCAGCCGCCGCCGAGGCUCUGUGAGCGGACCGAUGGAGGAGGAGGAGGAGGCUGGAGGAGCAGGAGGGUCUACUACCUUCGACUUUAAUGACAAUGAAGAAGAAGAAAGAAGAGCAGGAGGGGGAGGAGGAGGAGGAGGAGGAGGAGGCGGCGGUGUGAAAGCGGGGCUCAGAGUCUCCAUCAGCUCAGCGCUGUUAGCCGGGGUCAGCGGAGGUCAGGGAGCCGGGAAGGGACAUUUCUGUGUGAGCGCUAACCGGAGGAAGUUUACCGGAGAAGAGAUGAACCUUUUCCCGGAUCAUGUGAUCACACCUGCGCAGUGUGUGGUUCCUGAGGUUCUGGACGACCACAGUGGCCUGAAUGGAUUCUGUGAACCACUUUGUCAGGAGGAGGAGGUGAUGAGAGGGGGAGGAGCAGGUAGGCUCCGCCUGGCAGAGACCACAGCUACUUCCUGUCCAGCUGUGCUCCAGGGUUGGUGGAAAGUGCAGGAGGAUGAGACAAAAGAGCAGCAGCAGAAGUGCGCCUGCACUGUGGCGACGGUGGCGCCCUCAGCUGGGACCUUGACCAACGGUGUUGUGGUCAGUGAGGAUAUCACUUAUUCCAGACCAGCAGCAGGGGUUUCCAGCCCGGCACUGCAGGGACAUGUGAACUGUGGACGAGUUAAAGUAGCUAACGGUGGUUUACACUCCAUCACCAGUGACUGUCAUGUAGACGUGACGCCAGGACACAAAACUGGGGACGGGACAGCAAUGUGUCAGUGCCCGGGGCAGGAUGAGCUCCCUCCCUGCCCCACUUCCUCCAACACUGCCCCCAUCCAGGACCAGGACUGCCCCCCCACCCCAGGAUCAAGUGCCAAACUGCCCUCUCCCUGUCCGUCAUCCUCGUCCAACCCUGACAGCCCGCUCUCACGAGCCGACAGCGCCGAGGAUGAGGCUGAGCUGAGUUUACCCAUUAGGCCGCAGAGUUUGAGGACUAACCCUGCCCCUCUACUGUCCCUGAGCUGUGAUGCUACACCCUUGACACCUGAUGAGGACGGGGGCUUUUAUUUUGGAGACAUGGGGUACGGUGAGGACUGCAGGAAUGUUCUGGAAACGACCGGUCGAAGGCAAAGUGCUCCGGACAAACUCCCAGAUCCAAGUGAACACGCGGACGCUUCUGAUCCAAAACUGCUGCCCAAGAGGUUUGGCAUCGCAGACUUCUUCACCAGGAGCCUGUUUUCUAGGAAAUCCAAAGAGCCCAAAACACCUACCCAUAAUGCAAUGGGGUGGAGAAUGUUUGGAAAGGUGGUGGCCAAAGACGCUGACUCAGCUACAGACUCCGCCUCCAUGUCACCCACACACAAGGACGAGCAGACGGAGGACUCCGAUGUGUCCUCAUGUUCUCAGCAGCUCCCUCUAGCUGCAGGCAGGAGGAAGAAGCUGGAGUUUGAACCUCUGUCCACCACAGCUUUGAUCCUGGAGGACCGACCGGCGAACCUUCCUGCCAAAUCUGAGGAGGAAACUCAGAGACACAAACUGGAAUAUGAGGAGAUGGUGGCAGGAGCCAAGAAGAGAGAGUUAAAAGAAGCCCAGAAGAAGAAGCGUCAGAUGAAGGAGAGACACCGUCAGGAGGACAACAUCUCCAACGCCAUGAUCAUCUGGAACAAUGACAUCCUGCCACACUGGGACGCCGUGAAGGGGACGAGGCGCGUGAGGGAGCUGUGGUGGCAGGGACUUCCUCCCAGUGUCAGAGGUCGAGUGUGGAGCCUUGCCAUCGGCAAUGAGCUUAACAUCACUCCUGAGCUGUAUGAGAUCUUCUUGUCCAGAGCCAAAGAGAAGUGGAGGAGCUACAGUGAGACGAGUUCAGUCAACGACAGUGAGAGCGAUGGAGGAGCGUCUCUGGCUGACCGAGAGUCCAGUCUGGAUCUCAUCAAACUGGACAUUUCCAGAACCUUCCCCUCACUCUUCAUCUUCCAGAAGGGCGGUCCUUACCACGACCUCCUCCACAGCGUUCUGGGCGCGUACACCUGCUACAGGCCGGACAUCGGUUAUGUCCAGGGAAUGUCGUUCAUCGCUGCUGUUCUCAUCCUUAACCUGGAGGAGGCCGACGCCUUCAUCACCUUUGCCAACCUUCUCAAUAAACCCUGUCAGAUGGUCUUCUUCAGAGUGGACCAUGAUCUGAUGCUGAAGUAUUUCGCAGCCUUCGAGGUUUUCUUCGAGGAGAAUCUGCCUCAACUCUUCAGCCACUUCCAGAUCAGCAACCUGACCCCUGACCUCUACUUGAUCGACUGGAUCUUCACUCUGUUCAGUAAGUCCCUCCCCCUGGACGUGGCGUGUCGCGUGUGGGACGUGUUCUGUCGUGACGGCGAGGAGAGUCUGUUUCGUGCAGGUCUGGGAAUCCUGCGUCUGUACGAGGACGUGCUGCUGCAGAUGGAUUUCAUCCACAUCGCUCAGUUCCUCACUCGUCUGCCCGACGACCUGCAGCCGCACACGCUCUUCAACGCCAUGGCCAACACGCACAUGCUCAGCAGAAGCCGCCGCUGGGCUCAGGUUUUUUCUGCUCUGACGAAGGACGGAAACAAAGAGACGGACAAAAGCAGCAGCAGCCCUGCGCUCAGAAGCUAACGCUAACCGUUAUCUGACUGAUGCUAACCGCUAUCUGACUGACGCUAACAGUUAGCUGCUGACGCUAACAGCUAUCUGACUGACGCUAACAGCUAGCUGACUGACGCUAACAGCUAUCUGACUGACGCUAACAGUUAUCUGACAGACGCUAACAGUUAUCUGACUGACACUAACAGUUAGCUGACUGACGCUAACAGUUAUCUGACAGACACUAACAGUUAUCUGACUGACGCUAAUGGCUAUCUGACUGACGCUAACAGCUAGCUGACUGACGCUAACAGCUAGCUGACUGACGCUAACAGCUAGCUGACUGACGCUAACAGUUAUCUGACAGACGCUAACAGUUAUCUGACUGACACUAACAGUUAGCUGACUGACACUAACAGUUAUCUGACUGACGCUAACAGCUAGCUGGCUGACGCUAACAGUUAUCUGACAGACGCUAACAGUUAUCUGACUGACACUAACAGUUAGCUGACUGACGCUAACAGUUAUCUGACUGACGCUAACAGUUAUCUGACAGACGCUAACAGUUAGCUGACUGACGCUAACAGUUAGCUGACUGACGCUAACAGUUAGCUGACUGACGCUAACAGUUAUCUGACUGACGCUAACAGUUAUCUGACUGACGCUAACAGUUAUCAGACUGACGCUAACAGUUAUCUGACAGACGCUAACAGUUAGCUGACAGACGCUAACUACAAAGUUUGAAGUAAACUUGGUGGAAACAGACGAAGAAGAAACUGCAGGAAUUUUUGUUUCCUGUGAGCAUGAGGAAGUGAAUGUGAAACGCCGCUGUCAGUAUUUCACCGCACAUGUCACAUUACUGACCCCACCCACUUUAAAAAUGUUUUUAAAGCAACUAGUUACAAAUCUAAUCAUUGACCUUUGACCUGUUAGAUCUUUGACCUUGGUGAACUCUUUCCAAACAGAAGUCUUGUAUUUUUAUUAUCGCAAAAAAAUCUCAAUGUCAAUUUUCUCUGAUAUCGUGCAGCGUUAGUCAGAGGUCACAUGUUGAUCUUUAGUAACGCUCUCUGCUCCGCCCACUUCGUCUGAUUGGCCCGUUGACUCGGGCUGCAUUCAGUUGAUCCAUAUUGAUGACUCUGAUUUCAGUUAUUGAUUGAAUCAAAUUUUAUUACUAAACAUUUGAAAGAGUUUGUUUCUGAAAUAACUUUCAAUCAAUAAUCAGCAGAUGUUUUAAAGAUAUUUCAGAUUAAUCAAUAGACUGAUCAGUGCAGAAAAUGAUUGAUCUGCAGCGCAGCUUUGAUCUAGACUUAGCUCCGCCUCAUUUACUGACACCAGUAACAUUGUCCAAUCACAGCUAAGAGGACUGUUUUACACCUGUGUUUACACGUGUCACUGUGGGCUGUCUGUGUUGCUCUGAUGGGAGGAGCUUAGGACAGUCAAGUGUUUCCAUGGCAACGUAGCAACACCCUUUCACUCAUCUCUUUCAAAACAUUGUUACACUGAGGAAACAAAGAGCAUUCAACUUAAGCUCCGCCUCCUCUGACCUCAUUUCCUGCUCAGACACCGAAAAAGAGACAUUAUUGUAUUCUUCAACCAAUCGGAGGCUAGAGCCUGAGUCAGGUGGACUACAGACGUCUGACCUCUGACCUCUGUCGUAAACUCGUCAUCAAAGGUACUUUACUUACUUUACAAAUUUCCAAAAUAAAAUUCAUCACUUUGGUCCAACAUGUGUGACCUUUAACCCUGGUUAUAUCUGAAACCACCACAUGAAAUGUAGAGUCCAGAGUUUACGAUGGUCCUUGAAUGCAGCAGACCUAGAGUCCAGAGUUUACGAUGGUCCUUGAAUGCAGCAGACCUAGAGUCCAGAGUUUACGAUAGUCCUUGAAUGCAGCAGACCUAGCGUCCAGAGUUUACGAUAGUCCUUGAAUGCAGCAGACCUAGAGUCCAGAGUUUACGAUGGUCCUUGAAUGCAGCAGACAGAUUCCAGAGUUUACGAUGGUCCUUGAAUGCAUCAGACCUAGAGUCCAGAGUUUACGAUGGUCCUUGAAUGCAGCAGACCUAGAGUCCAGAGUUUACGAUGGUCCUUGAAUGCAGCAGACAGAGUCCAGAGUUUACGAUAGUCCUUGAAUGCAGCAGACCUAGAGUCCAGAGUUUACGAUAGUCCUUGAAUGCAGCAGACCUAGAGUCCAGAGUUUACAAUGGUCCUUGAAUGCAGCAGACAGAGUCCAGAGUUUACGAUGGUCCUUGAAUGUAUUUAAAGGUAAAUUCCCACUUUUUCUUCACUUGCAGAGUUAUUAAUGUUCAUCUUUGUUUUCAGAAUAAAAGCCUGACAUUCCACAUCAAAGAGCCCAGGAAACAGCUGAGCACAUGACGAUCAGAGGUCAAAGGUCACACUCACAGUUAAAACUAAAGUGCAAUAUGUUUUUUUCCUUCAGUUUAUUCAAUGAAAUAAUAAUAAUAAUCCAGAAGUCUCCUUUAAUUUUCCCAUCACUCCAGAUUACUGAUGAAGUUUUAUUUAAGUUUCAUCUUUUUUACUUUGAUGUCAGUGUUUGUUGUUGCUGCCUUACACACGCUGUAUAUAAAACUGUACAAAUGUUUUUCUUUUCUUUUCAUAUAAUGAAAAGAAAAAUCUGUAAAUAAAUAUCUUAGCCAACUGAA
Molecule: messenger RNA, 5481 nt
Organism: Solea solea (common sole)
Lineage: Eukaryota; Metazoa; Chordata; Actinopteri; Pleuronectiformes; Soleidae
Product: TBC1 domain family member 12-like
Exons: 14
Coding region: 289-2856 (855 amino acids)
Source: RefSeq, a predicted model, not a curated record